AUGGCGCUCACCAUACCUUACACCGGUGAUAACUCCCCUCCUCCCGGCGAGCGGCGAGCUUCCUCAGCACAGCGGCAGCAACGCGAGGACUCACCUAAGAGGGAGGUUGGUUCGCUGAGUAGCACAGCCGUAGCCCGCAGCCGCCACCUGCUCGGUCGGGUGACUCGGGUCGCUCCAGGCGUCGUCAACUCGCCGCCGCUCCGUUUAACCGCGCCGGCCGUCCGCAUAGGUCGUUGUCUCAUUGCGGCAGCACUCUGGCUGCCUCUGUCCGCUGAGGCGGGCCUGAGAAGCAGGCGUGAGGGGCUGGGGCGCGGUCACGCGAAGGUGGCACAUGGUAAGGCUAUCGCCGCCGGCAUCAGCGCGGCGCAGCCGCGCAGGCACAGGCACGCGGCAUGCAAGCAGCCGUUUUCUGCUGCUGAUGGCACUGGGCAGGGCAAGCGCCAAGCAAAAGCAUGCGAGCAGCACUGCGACAGGGGGCAGCUAGGAGACCGGGACCCGGGAAGCGGGGCAGUGGCAAAUUAUUCAUAUCGUCUGUGCUACUCUCAUCUAGCACUAAUAUUCAAUCUUCAUUUUAUUGAGUGCAGUGCAUCGAGAGAUGGCCUCACCGGAGGCCGGCACUCUUCAUGCAUAACCUGCCACGCCCCUACUGCCACGCUGCUGCCACCGCCCCAGCUAGCGACCUUGCUGCGGCGGCGUCUUGAUGCACACCUUGAAUGGACUUGGUCAGCCCUUGUUCUUGGCAAGUUCUCAUGAUCUCUUUCUUCCUUUUUUUUUUUUUGCUUCCAUGUGUAAAUAUUGGUCAAGAGAUCGAUGGAUUUGAACGGGAUGGAUCAUUAGUUUGGCGUCUUUGUUUUAUGUUUGGAUGCUCAAGGAGAUAAAUUCAGAGUUUAGAGUAGGCUAAGCUCAAGUUGAUUAAUUACUUCUUUCUUGCAUGUUUCCUCUUUGAUCACUGAUCAGAGCUUCUGAUCAGCUGUUGGAUAAAUUCCCCUGGACUUAAAUUUGCAGAGUUAUUAAGGUUUAGAACACUAGCUUUUCAAUGCAGAAGCUACGGAUCUGGAAAUUUGCAGAAGCUGAAGAUUUGUUUACAGGGAAGGGUUUAGGCAUCCUUUUUCAAGAGAGAGGACACAUGUUAGCUUGUUUUGUGAAGGAAAAAGAACAGCUAGGUGACCAUUCAAUUUGGACGAAUCAAUAUGUUGUAUACCGGUGGUUUAUGGUCACUCAAUGUAUGGUUUCCCUCUUGAAUUUGUGGCCAUUCAGCCUGCAUGUCUCAUCUGCUUACUUAAUUCUAACAGCAAGGCAAGUAUAAAGUGGCCUCAUUCUAGCAAAGUUUGGUGAUAUCUAGAUUGAAAAUGCAUGCCAUUGUAAUACUGGAUCCAGGUUAAAGCUGUAAAUGCAUUUUUCAAUUUGUUUAGUCAGAUAUCGGUAGGAUUAGGAAUACAUUAUUGACUUUCUUUGCUUAACUUUUAUCAGUGUUUUAACAUCAUUGUACAAGCAUGAUGCUUCAGUAGGUGAAAUAGUAUUUCAUAGCAAAUAAUUAAUUAGUUUAUAUAUGUUUGCUAUACCUUUCUCAAACUGGUGUACUAUAUUUCAGCUCUGUAGUGGAAUCCGUGAAGGUAUUACUAUAUAGGAUAGAUGGACUUGCUUGGAUAAGAGUGUUCAGGAUUCGUGGAGCUUGCUUGAUUCAGUUGAAUUUAGCGAGGGACCAGUGUCAUGAGCUUGUUUGACCAGUGAACUCCCUGCUGCGUGCAAUAGUUGUUCCGAGGACAAUCAAUGAGACCGAAGGAGGAGAUGCAUGAUGUAGGAGGAAGAUGAUGGGUGUUGUUUUUUCUCAGUUGUUUUUAAUUGAAGGCAUGCCCAACAUAAGUGACAAACCUGAUCUGGCAGCGACGAGCUUGGUUGAAGGGGGAGGGGGCCAGGGCUUCUGACACCUGCGAUGCUGGUGGAAUAAGGAUCGCGUUUUGUUUUUGUUCUUCUAUGGAUGUCUAGAGCUUUUAUAGCAUCAAGUUUUAUUAUGUCAGUUGCCAAAAACUACAGUAUACUAUUUCUGAGUUUUGAUCUACUUACGGUGUUCCUAGGAUAGGAUUUGAUCUGGACAAUAAAGUAUCUUUUUAUUCAUGUUUU
This is a messenger RNA of Oryza brachyantha (malo sina), 2121 nucleotides long. RefSeq lists its product as uncharacterized. The coding region runs from base 1 to 753 and encodes 250 amino acids. The record is from RefSeq and is a predicted model, not a curated record. The transcript has 4 exons. NCBI's taxonomy places the organism in Eukaryota, Viridiplantae, Streptophyta, Magnoliopsida, Poales, Poaceae.